Dicrocoelium dendriticum is the source of this 972-nucleotide messenger RNA. NCBI's taxonomy places the organism in Eukaryota, Metazoa, Platyhelminthes, Trematoda, Plagiorchiida, Dicrocoeliidae. The record is from the annotation of a GenBank genome assembly.
AUGUUAGUUGAAACGGUGGUGUGCGUCUUCCUGAUUUCUUUUGCCAAAGUAUUUGGUGAACCCCUGUACGCCUACAACAUACACAUAAAAGGAUACGUUCUCAAACAUGGCAUGAACAUGUCUUGGAAUGCAGAGAUGAAAGCUAAAGACAACACAGAGAAAUCGCAAAUUCAAGAGGAUGUUUGCCAACGAUUGAAAACAUCCUUGGCAGUCGUGACACGCACGUCCCAUCAAGCAAUAAAAUGCAAAAUGGGCAAAUGCAUUGGUGAUCCAGCUGGUGGAUACGUGGUUGUCGUGUUCAAAAUGGACAAAUUCAGAAAUAAAAGGAAACGUAUUGGAGAAGUGAUUAAACAUUUAUAUCGCAGAUUUGAGAAAAGCACAUUAGAAAAUAGAAUGAAAUUGGGUCCUGUGGUGGGCAAAGUCCACCAACGCGAAGUGAUCACGGACGACGUUGGCAACACCAUUAUUCGGUUUCGUAUGGAAAUUUAUGAAAACGGUCAAUUCAUUGAAUGGCACAACGCGUACGACAAAGCUGCAGUGUUGAAAACGAUUGAAAGCAGUAUUUGCCCAAGGAUUCUUCGUUGGGGGCGCAAGUCCUGGCUCAUAACAAGAAAGGCACCGUUUAACUGCAAAGUGAUUGGUCCGACUCAACGAAAUGCAGUGGGGUAUUUUGACAUCCACAUUAUUCGGGAAGCAAAAAGCACUGCUAAUUUUACGAGCGCACUGAUGGUCACAAACGAAACAGCAAAGGGGACAUACGAUCUCGCAAUUAUACGGUCCAGAUUCCGAAAAAGGAGAGCAUAUUAAAUUUCAGCACAUGAUUCGUGAAACGCUACCAUUGGAUUCCCGUAUCCCGUCAGCCCAAGAAACCCGCAUACGGGUAAAUGAUGUCGUUUCCUUUAGUCCUCAUUUUCUCACGUAUGGCGUGAACUAUAACCACUCCCCAUUGUACCUAGCAUACGAAAUUUCCAC